Molecule: messenger RNA, 3129 nt
Organism: Helobdella robusta
Lineage: Eukaryota; Metazoa; Annelida; Clitellata; Rhynchobdellida; Glossiphoniidae
Exons: 25
Coding region: 1-3129 (1042 amino acids)
Biological process (GO): potassium ion transport
Cellular component (GO): membrane
Molecular function (GO): intracellular sodium-activated potassium channel activity
Source: RefSeq, a predicted model, not a curated record
AUGUUCAAUGUGGUCAUGAAGCUGUUGUCGUGUGUGCUGUACGUGGCUCGUGUCGUUAUGGAAGAAAAUCUCUGCGGACAUCCCAGAAAUGGCUUCGCAUUCGAUCCCGGUAGCUCUGCCGCUGCCGCCACCGUUGACAACGACACUCUCAGCUCUGCUACUGCUGCUUCUACUACAACAACGAUUUCGAUUUUGUGGGUCUGCAGACACGUGUGGUUCUGGGCCAUCCAGGUCACAGUGGCCAUCAUCAGUCUCCUUGAAACGUUACUCGUCACUUAUCUCAGUUAUAAGGGAAACCUCCUACAGCAAAUAGUCACGCCAGAAUUCAUCUUGGAGCUUGUAACUACUGUCCCCUUUAUCAUCACCUUAUUCUACCCGCCAAUAAAAGACCUCUUCGUCCCCGUCUUUCUGAACUGCUGGCUGGCUCAAAUGGCGCUCAGCAAUAUGUUGAAUGACUUGAACAGGGUAAGGCAGAAGUCCCACUCAGCACUCGCUCAACAACUCUUCAUACUGCUGGCUACCUUCUUAUGCCUUAUAUUCACCAGCGUUUGCGGCUUCCAGCAUCUUCAAAGAGGCAGUAGCAAGACCAAGGUUUCCCUGUUCAACUCCCUCUGGUUUGUCAUCGUGACGUAUUCAACAGUGGGUUAUGGGGACAUGUACCCUGACAUCUGGCCUUCUAAGCUCUUCAUCAUGCUUCUCAUCUGCACGUCAUUCAUUGUUCUGCCUAAACAGAUCGACGCCCUGGCGCACACGUGGAUGGAGAGGCAGAAGAUGGGUGGAUCGUACAGCAGCCACCGCGCCUACAACGAGAAGCACGUUGUCGUCGUGUCCACCAUCUUGCAGUCUGACGUCAUCAUGGAUUUCCUGAAUGAAUUCUAUGCCCAUCCCAAAGUUCAGGAUUACUUCGUUGUACUACUUUCACCCUCUGAGAUGGAUGACACGUUGAAACUUAUACUGCAAGUCCCUAUCUGGGCAGCGAGGGUUAUUUAUAUCCGUGGCUCCGCCCUCAAGGAUUCCGACCUAUCACGUUGCAGAUUGCAAGAUGCAUACGCCUGCUUCUUCAUCGUCAGUCGGAACCAGGAUAAGAUGGCUUCGGACCAACACACGAUAUUGAGGUCAUGGGCGGUCAGGGACUUCGCCCCGCAAGUCACCCAGUACCUACAAAUAUUCAAACCAGAAAAUAAACUGCAUGUGUAUUUUGCCGAAUGUCUGGUCUGCGAGGACGAAUUCAAGUACUCCCUACUGGCCAACAACUGCCUCUUCCCAGGAAUCUCAACGUUCAUGACUCUACUGCUGCAUACAUCGGACGGACUAGAAGGCCAACACUGUGAACAAGAGUGGAUGCGAGUCUAUGGGAAGUACAGUGGGAACGAGAUGUACCACGUCCUCGCUCGAACAAGCAUCUUCUUCGGAGAAUACGUUGGAAAAAGUUUCACAUUCGCCUCAUUUAACGCACACAGAAAGUAUGGAGUCUGUCUGGUGGGCGUGGUCAGCGAGGGCAAAUCAGAGCACAUGUUUUUGAACCCGGGCAGCGGUUACCUCCUCAAAGAGUCGGACGUCUGCCUCUACCUUUCGCUGUCAAAGGAGGAAAACGCCUACAUCACGAGGUCUGAUAAAGAGCAGCGAAUGAUUGACAGCAGCAAGAAGAGCACAUCCUUUCAGGAGAGAGAUAUAUUGGACCCGGAGAAGGGCGUGGAGUCGGGGCCCGCCCUGCGACAACAUCAGCAGACCACUUCAAAUGCCCUUGACCUUUCUGAUUACCCCGACGACUACACUCUGGGAAUUCCACCGGUCAGCCCGUACAUCGGGGUGACGCCCCACAUAUGCCAUCUGCUGAGGAGGAAGAGAGCCCUAUGCUGCCUCGUCAUCAAUGAGACCUGCGAACACAUAGAUAAGACGCAAGCUUCGGAUUACGAUUGGAAGAACAAAUGUACCAUCGUCAUCGCUGACGUGGUCAGUACUGCCCUCUUCAACUUCGUCAUGAGAAUGCGUGGUAGAAAUGUCAAUCACCGGCUGCUCCAGCCAAUCAUAAUUGUCGUUGAAAAAGAUAGACCUGACGCUUCUUUCUUGGAUAGCAUAUCAUACUUUCCUGAGGUUUACUGGAUGAUCGGAUCAAUAGACUGUCUAGAUGACCUGCUAGUAGCGGGCAUAACGCAGUCCCACAACAUUGUGGUGGUCAAUAAGGAACUGUCCAAUGCCAUUGAAGAAGACACAUUGGCCGACUGCAACACCCUGGUAGCAGUUCAAACCAUUUACAGAUUGUUCCCGACAUUAAACAUCGUGAUGGAGUUGUCGCAGGCUUCCAACAUGAGGUUCAUGAGGUUUAGGCCUAAGGAUAGUACGCAAAUGAAGUUCUCGAAAAUUGAAAAGAGAGAGCGAGAGAACGGAUCGCACUUGUACUUCAUGUUCCGACUUCCGUUCGCAGCUGGCUGUGUCUUCAGCGCAAGCAUGCUUGAUACCAUCUUGUAUCAGGCCUUCGCCAAAGAGAAUGUGAUACAAUUUGUGCGGAUGAUUCUUGGUAUAGACGAACACCCCAUGUCCGGUCAUCUCUCAUCUAUAAAAAUAACAAGCGAGGAGAUCUGGGUAGGGACGUACGGUCGCCUCUAUCAGAAACUUUGCUCAACAACUCGGGAAAUCCCAAUUGGUAUCUAUCGAACCCAGGAAAAUAUGACUACACUGGGCAUACUAGAGACGAUAACGAACUACGAUGUAGUUGACUAUAAGACGUGCCGAGAAACCGAGAAUAUGGUCAGGUGUAGGAUGGAGUCUCUGGGCUUGGCCUGCCGUAGGAUGGCCGAGCAGAUGAGGGGCGAUGUCCCCCUUAAUGACCUCAUCCAACAACAUCAUCAUCCAGAGCAACAGCAGCCACAAGAACAACCACAACAACAAUGUGAUAACCAUGAAUCUGCAAUCGUUAGAGAUAUAAACCAAAAACCGCUUGAAAAUGUCUGGGGCAAGAAAGAAGCCCUCUCGUACGUCAUCAUCAACCCCAGCAACGACCUUGAACUUCAACUUGACGACAUCAUCGCCCCGUUAUUUAAGCCAGGAGAGCAUCCGCAAGAAAGGAACCUCCAUAAGAAAGGGCCCUCCAUAAGAAAGGGGCCUUUUAUAAAAAAUGGCCCUCCAUAA